Molecule: messenger RNA, 3012 nt
Organism: Amyelois transitella
Lineage: Eukaryota; Metazoa; Arthropoda; Insecta; Lepidoptera; Pyralidae
Product: BTB/POZ domain-containing adapter for CUL3-mediated RhoA degradation protein 3
Exons: 3
Coding region: 160-1110 (316 amino acids)
Biological process (GO): protein homooligomerization
Molecular function (GO): protein binding
Source: RefSeq, a predicted model, not a curated record
GUGUUUGACAUUGACGUUUCACUUGACAGUUAGGUGGGGUGGGUGUUGUGAAUUAAUUGAUCGCAUUUCACGAAAAAUAUAAAUCUAUUCAAACCUUUUUCCUUGUACAUAAUUCUGUAAAUGAAUUACAAAGUGAAGAGAUAAUCAGUUAUUUUAUUAAUGACAGCUGGUAUUUCAGUUGCUGCAAUUAAUUAUUCGGAGGUUUGUGUGGUACCGACAUUUCCAUAUAAAAUGUCGGGCGAUCACAAAACAUUGAUUAAAGGUAGUCCGUCACAAUAUGUGAAAUUAAACGUGGGUGGAACAUUGUUUUAUACAACUAUCGGUACUUUAACCAAGAGUGAUAACAUGCUGAGAACUAUGUUCAGUGGAAGAAUGGAAGUACUGACCGAUUCUGAAGGCUGGAUAUUGAUUGAUCGCUGUGGCAAACAUUUUGGUACAAUAUUAAACUACCUUCGUGAUGGAACAGUUGCUCUGCCUGAUAGCUACCGUGAAAUCAUGGAGCUUCUUGCUGAGGCAAAGUAUUUUUUGAUAGAGGAGUUGACGGACUCUUGCCAACAAGCACUGGCUAAGAAAGAACGGGAAGCGGAGCCUAUCUGCAGAGUGCCAUUGAUAACCUCACAAAAGGAAGAACAGUUACUUAUCAUGUCUACAUCUAAGCCAGUGGUGAAACUACUAAUUAAUAGACACAAUAAUAAAUAUUCCUACACCAGCACAUCUGAUGACAACUUAUUAAAAAAUAUAGAAUUAUUUGACAAACUAUCACUCAGAUUUAGUGGUAGAGUACUCUUCAUAAAGGAUGUCAUAGGUUCAAAUGAAAUCUGUUGCUGGUCUUUCUUUGGGCAUGGAAAGAAAUGUGCUGAAGUAUGCUGCACAUCUAUUGUCUAUGCCACUGAUAAAAAGCACACUAAAGUCGAGUUCCCAGAAGCCAGAAUUUAUGAGGAAACCUUGGGAAUAUUACUAUAUGAGAGCAGAAAUGGCCCCGAUCAGGAUUUGAUUCAGGCAACGUCUUCUCGAGGAGCUGUUGGGGGGCUGUCUUGCACUAGUGAUGAGGAAGAAGAGCGUUCAGGGCUUGCACGACUCAGAUCAAAUAAACAGAAUAACCAAUCUUAGCGGUUACAGUCAGGCUUGGCACGCCUUAGGAGCUCGAAGCGGACCAAUGUCUGAUACCAAGCUGGCUACUUCUUGCCUUGCUGCUGGUUGCCAUGUUUUGGUCUGUAGAAUUUACUGAGCUGUGUCCAUGACCUUAUCUUCUAGGUCUUCACCUUUUGUGAGCUGUCUUGGAAUUGUGAAUGAAAUUGAAAAGUGUUCUAGCAAGAGGCAUUUAUUUGAACCUGUUGGAAAAAUGACUGUUGAUGGACUACUAUAAGUGUUUACAUAUUGUUUUUGUGUUUAGUGCAUAGUACAAAUAAUGAAAAGCAACUCAAUCAAUUUGUGCAAGUAAUAAAAUGUUGGUAUGCUAUUAGAGAGCCAUUCUCCAAAUGCAAAAAAAACUGUAUACGAUUCAUUAUUAACAAUACAAAAAACAGUAUUUGCUAUGUGACUUGUAUACUUGGAGUGUGAUUUUGUGUAGCUGAAAUUAUAUUUUCCAUUUAUUAUUCAUAUGUUUCUAGAGUCUAAACUUUAUUGUAAUUCUAUGCUAUAGAAAUUUAGUAUUGUAAGACGCGGCAUGUGCAUACAGUUAGCAAUUGUUUGUAAUGGAUCUUUUUCUAUGCUAUCUGUAGUAGAAGAAGAUUUAUUUAGUUUUUUGUUGUAGACUGUAUGCUGUAUGAGAUGCAGUAGUACACUAUCAUUAAAAAUACUUGUUCUUAUAAAAUGCCAUAGCACUUAUACAGCUCAAAAUAAUUGCCAAAAUUGAUGUUGUCUUGGUAGAGACCCUAGGCUACUCCAAAAUGUAUGAUUAUCUUUGUUUUUCUUCUGUAUUUUCUAGAAUAUUCAACACAUAUCAUUCUUCAAAAAUAUUUUGUUCAAUUUAAGAAUCAUUCUUUAUAUCUGUAAAAAUUUUUAUACAAUACAAAAAGUGAUUUUAAUUUACACUUUAGAAGUAGAAUAUUUUGGUACAAUCUAAUUUAUAUCAGUAUUUCGGAGUGGCAUAACUUAGUCUUGUUCUUGUCUAAAUGUUUGUAUAUCAACAGCAGUUUUACCAUACAAUGUUAGAAUUCUGUUAGUGCAUGUAAGUGGAAUUAUUGGGUAUGUUUUAUAAGAUUUCAUUAUAAAGAUUAUUGUAUUUGUGUUAUAUCAAUUAUAAUAAAGGAUUAUCGUCAAUAUUGCACAAUCUAAACUGCCGCAUUCUGCUCACUAUGAGUAUUCGAGUAAUAUAAAUUUAGAACGGGAAGUAUUGAAUUGAUUUAAUUUAGAAUGGCUGCUCAUUAAAUAUUUAAAUUCUACUUUAGACAUUCGAAAUAGUUUAUAUAAAAUAUUCUUUGUAAUACAUACAUUAAUCUUAAUGGUUUUUGAAUAAACAUUCAAAUGAAUUAAGUUAUGUGCAAAUACAUUAUCACAGUAUAGUCCAAGUGUGAAAAAAUAUCCACUGAAAGAGAAUGAUAUGUAAAUAAGUACUAAUUAUUUUUAGCAAAGUUGUACACUGAACAUAAACAAAUAGACUUGUCCUCAGUAGACAUACCAAUAAAUUAAACAAUUGAAUAGUCUAGUCUUUCUACUUUAAAAAUAAUUUUAAUAGCUCAUUUUGGAACAAAUGAUUGUAGGAGGCUAUGAUAGUUUCCUAGGUCAGGCACUCUUAGGUAGUUUUUAUGCAUGUUUAUAUAUAAACAUUUGUAUGACACCCAGUACUAUGAAAUAAUUUUACUCAUGCAUGACUGUAAGAGACUAUUAGAUAGAUGAUGAAUUUUUUAUCUUUUAUUUCAACAAAAAUCAAUUAUCUACAGAAUUCUUUAUUCCAACUUGAUUCCCUGAAAGACUGGUUUCGAAGGAAGUCACUAGGUGUAGCUUAGUGUAAUUUAAUUCUAUAAAUGUCUAUUUCUUGUUAACAAAAUAUAUGCUCACUGUUUAGAUGUC